Ceratotherium simum simum (southern white rhinoceros) is the source of this 3393-nucleotide messenger RNA. NCBI's taxonomy places the organism in Eukaryota, Metazoa, Chordata, Mammalia, Perissodactyla, Rhinocerotidae. The record is from RefSeq and is a predicted model, not a curated record.
AUGGCGGUGGUAGAGAUGGAGUUGUACAUCAAGGAAGACCUCCAGGAGGAGCCCCCUCCCAGUUCCCCGGUGGAAACCCAGGAAGGGGAGCCGGGGGACCCCAGGUGGACAGACAUGUCUCGGGAGGGGGCUGCGGAGAGCCCCAGCACAGAGGACCCUGUUCUCUGCCCCCGACGCAGCUGUGGGCUUUUCCAGGAGGAUGUGGCUGAAGUCGGCUCCAUGUCAGGUGUGGCAUCAGAUACCCCAGGGGCUGUAUACCUCUGGGCUGGCAGCAGGAAGAAGGUCCUCGAGGAAGAGGCCCACUGCCGUGCCAGCUGCAAGGCUGGGGGCGCUCCUGGGGCCAGCCUGGAGGCUGCCCACUUGAUGGUCCUGGAGCUGCAGGCUGUGGGGCAGAGCCAGGAUUUGGUGCCUGGCUCCAGGCUCCACAUCCAGGUGCCCGCAGUGCCUGCUCAGGAGAGGGCUCAGGUCUCCAGGAGGCUCCAGAUUUCUCUGCAUGACACCUUAGCUGAAAGGGCUGGUGGCUUCUUGUGGCUUGGUCAGAGCCCUGGUGGGGACAAACCUCAGUCUGUGGGAGGCCCCCCACAGGAUGCUGACCUGGAGUCCUUGGGAGGCCCUUGCACUCCCCUGUCUCCUGGGUCUGGGCCUGGAGAUGCAGGUGGAAGUUGGGUGGGAUGUGCCUCAGGGACUGAGAAAUUUGAAUAUAUGCUUGCUGCAGGGGAUGGGGCCCAGGCAGGUGUCGGGUUCCCACUGCCCACUGGAGGAGAGUCCCUCAGACCAGCUGCCCAGGAUCCUCCGCAGAGUCCUGCACUGUGCCUGGGAGUGUCUGGAAAGGCUUCCACAGAGUGGCAAGAAGCUGAGCACAUCCUGAGGGCUGGUGGUGAUGAUGGCCCUGCUGCCUCACGCAGCCAGGAGGAGCUGGAGGUCAAGGCUCAGCCGGUGUCCAGGGGGAGGCCAGGGCCAGGACUCACUGCUCCCUGGGACACCCUCGCCAGCUCCCUGGAGCCUGCAGCCAGCAAGGCUAGCUCAGGCUCAUCCAUGGGGCAGAGAAGAUCUAAGUGUGCUAAGAAGUCAAGGAGGGGCCCUGUGCCCCAGGCCCAGAACCAGGGCACAGACAGAAUCUCAGACAGCUCCAGCCGGGACCAGCCAGAGGAAUCCAGCCCAAGAGGCUGUCCCAAACUGGAGGAAAUGAAAAUGCCCCAUGGGGUGAAGCAUGUGUGUUACCUUGGUUCCCCGGCAGUGAUCCACCUCCUGGGGGCCAUCAGCCACGGCCAGGCAGGGGGGCCGCAGCCGCCAAAGCUGGAGGUUCUGGAGAACAUGAUGGAGAUCAGCUCAGCCUUACCUGCUCAGAGGCCCAGAAGGAAGGAAAGGCCUGUGGCCCGGGGCCCCACUGGGUGCCAGGAGGGGGUGCCUGUUCAGGAGGCUGAUGCUGAGAGUCCAGUGCGCGGCCCAGUGGAGGCUGAAGAGCAGGAUCCUGGCGAACAUGAUGGGGGAGAGGACCCAGGUCAGCUUCAACCCCAACAGGAGAAGCCAGCCCUGGGUAUUGGGGUACGGAGCACUGUGGUCCGUGCCAUACAGGAGGUGCUAUGGAGUCGCCUUCAGGAGCUCCCAGACCUGGUGCUGAGGGAGGAGGCAGUGGAGGGCGUCGCUGCUGGCAUUGAGGCAGCCCUCUUCGACCUGACACGAGCCACCAACUGCCGCUACAAGACAAAGUACCGCAGCCUGCUUUUCAACCUGCGUGACCCCAGGAACCCCGACCUGUUUCUCAAGGUGGUCCGUGGAGACGUCACCCCUCACGGCUUGGUACGGAUGAGCUCAAUCCAGCUGGCCCCCCAAAGGCUGGCCCGCUGGCGGGACCAGGAGGAGAAAAGGGGCCUGAAGAUCAUUGAGCAGCAACAGAAGGAGCCGUGCCACCUCCCGGCCUCCAAACUGACCCACAAAGGUGAAGUCGAGAUCCUGCGGGACACGGACCAGAUGCUGACCCUGGAGGACCUGGUGGGACCCACGGUAUCCAAAGACUGCAGCCCACUGGCCCUGCCUGCCACGUCAAAGGACACCACAGAGCAGCACGAGGACAUCGCGGAGCAGCAGGAGGACACCACGGAGCAGCACGAGCACCAUUUCCUAGACCCCAGCUGCCGCAUCUGCAUGGACUGGGAGCCCUCAUGUGAGCUGCCAGGCUCCUUCAAAGCCACCAGCAGGUUGGCGGACAGUGUCUUCCGGAGAGCCCCAAGCCCGGCCCCUGUGUCCUCUCCAGAGAUGCCCCAAAUCGGGGAGAAGCCUUCCACAGAGCCCCAGGACAGGGUCACUCCCUCUAGGCUCCAAAUGCCUGCUGGGCCCACAAAGGCCCUGCCCAGCCAGCCACCUUGGGAGGGGACUCUGGACAUGUUCUCCAUCAAGCGGUUCCGGGCCAAGGCCCAGCUGGUCUCAGGACACAGCUCUCAGCUCAUCAUGGCCCUGCCCGAGGUGAUCCGCUCAGCAGGCUGCAUCCCCCCCACCACUGUCUGGGACCUUCUGGCCAGCGUCUGCCCAGCCAAGGCCAAGGACGUCUGCGUGGUCAGACUGUGCCCACACGGAGCCCGGGACACACAGAACUGCCGCCUUCUCUACUCCUACCUCAACAAUAAGCAGCACCAUGGCCUGGCCGCCGUGGAACACGUGGGGGUGGUCCUGCUGCCCCUGCCUGCCUUCCAGCCCCUGCCCACCAGACUGCGCCCUCUUGGAGGCCCAGGCCUGGAAGCCACUCACUCAAGCCUGCUGCUGGCCGUGCUGCUUCCUAAGGCAGGGCUUCCAGACACAGCAGAGACCAGCCUCUUGUGGGGGAAGGUUCGCAAAGUGGUCUCCUUCAACAGAAAAGUGGAGAUGAGAUACUACCAGCUGGAGGACAGAAGGCCAGAUGUGGCCCUGAAGGGCUCCCGUCCCCUUAGGAGUGCCCUGCCCCAGAGCCUGGGCAAAGGCAGCUUGGCACCAAGGGGAAUUUGUGCUUGGCGGAGGUCCCCCAGAGGCAGGGGGAGACUGUGGGGAGAGCCUGAUACCUGGCAGGGUCGUGGGCGAGGGCAGUGGCCCCCAAAACCAGGCUGGUGCCAAUCUGAGCAUCCCUGUUCAACAGCACCAGCCAGCCAUGGCCAGCACCUCCACAGGGCCUCUUGUCCCCACCAAGCCCUGCUCCAGCAUCUCGAAUCCCUAGUGACCAUAAGCUACCAGCUCCAAGCCUCACUGAGAUCCCCAGGCCAGGAGGUCCUUCCUCCACCCGCUGCCCAGCCCCCUGCAGCCCCUGGAAUUCUUGGCCUCCUCUGCCAGCCCCCUGCAGCUCCAGAGCCCCCUGACCCAGCCCCUGACUCCUCUUUGGGCCCUACAGACGGAGCCUGCUCUGAGUGGGGGGCUUACCCCCACUGA